Molecule: messenger RNA, 1604 nt
Organism: Dissoconium aciculare CBS 342.82
Lineage: Eukaryota; Fungi; Ascomycota; Dothideomycetes; Mycosphaerellales; Dissoconiaceae
Product: Mo25-like protein
Exons: 3
Coding region: 151-1311 (386 amino acids)
Biological process (GO): intracellular signal transduction
Molecular function (GO): protein serine/threonine kinase activator activity
Source: RefSeq, a predicted model, not a curated record
GUGAUGGACUCAGGGUUCGAGGAUCCGAAGUCCACCUCAUCAUAAACCUUGAGCAAGACACUCGUUACCACUCAUCGAACAGUUCUGAGACUACCCAUCUACUGCGCGGCGCUUUGAUUGGUGCCGUGCGCACCCAGCGGCGCGGGUGUCAUGGCUUUCUUAUUCGGUCGUAAUCGACAGCGCUCCGUUCAAGACAUGGUCAGGUCCACCAAGGAACUUCUGCAGAAACUUGAAAAGGAAGAGGGUCCAACAACGAAGACCGAGGAAGAGCUUGCCCGAACGCUUUCACAGAUCAAAAUUACGUUGCAAGGUACACCCGAAGUCGAAUCGAGCCCCGAACAAGUCGUACAACUUGUUUCCGCAGUUCUUAGCGAUACACUUUUACCGCCCCUCGUCGACUGCAUACACAAAUUGCCUUUCGAGGCGCGCAAGGACACGCAGACAAUCAUAUCGAACAUCUUCAGAUUUCGAAAUCCCGGAAGCACCUCAAACGAACCAGAUGCUUUAAGAGAUGUACUCCGGAGACAACCCGAGCUCAUCGUGGCUUUGUGCAACGGCUAUGAGAGGAGAGAGAGUGCUAGUGCGUGCGGUGGAAUAUUGAAAGAGGCGCUGAAAUGGGAUGCUGUCGCUGCCGUCAUUCUAUACGACGAGCCCUCGUCGACUGGCCGCACAAUCGACAUCUACAAAGAUGUUGAUGUCACGAAGCAAGCCUCCGGAGAUGGAGUCUUUUGGAAAUUUUUUACAUGGAUCGAUAAGUCGAGCUUUGAGGUCAGCGCAGAUGCGUUCGACUGUUUUCGGCUCAUUUUGACCAAGCACAAACAACUCGUGGCGCAGUAUCUCGCCACUAACUUCGACAUGUUCUUCCAAAAGUACAACGAUAUCCUCAUCAAGUCCGACAGCUAUGUCACAAAACGUCAAUCGAUCAAGCUCUUGGGUGAGAUCUUGCUGGACAGACAAUUUUAUGAGGUGAUGUGCCGAUAUGUCGAGUCCGGGGACAACUUGAAACUUAUCAUGUGGCAACUCAAAGACGAUCGGCGCAUGGUCCAAUAUGAGGCCUUCCAUGUUUUCAAGAUAUUUGCAGCCAAUCCCAAUAAAUCUCCAGAAGUCCAGAAAUUUUUGAUCAUGAAUAAACAGAGGCUCUUAAAAUUUCUUCCUCGAUUUCUGGAGGAUCGCACCGAUGACGAUCAAUUCAACGAUGAAAAGGCCUGGCUCGUCAAGGCAAUAGGCAAUCUGCCCGACACCACAACCAGCAGUAGAUUACCAAGCAGUGCAGACAGCACGGCCCAACAACAAACUCAAAUAGGAUUGUGAGGACCCAUAUCUUCUAAAAGUUCGGCAGCCGUAUAUUCGGUCGUCACAGCGCAAGGAGUUGAAGAGAACAUCUCCACGUGCAUGCUCAUCGAGGUGCUGCCGUUACAGCUCUUUUGAUCAACGGGACAGACGCAUAACAUGAUGUAUAAAUGAUAUUCGUGAUCGGGCCAAGGCGUUCAAUGUUUAUUAUCGAUAGACAUCACAUGUGCGUAAUUCAAGUUGCGCAACUUAACGUAUCAUGAUAGACGUAUAACGUAAUCCAUCAGCGAGCCGGCCACACCACCGAACCCGCC